CCCUCUCUCUCUUUUUCCUUCUUUUUCUCUUCAUAGUUUCAACCUAUAAAUCUGCUUCUUUUCUGUUUCAAAGCCCCUUUACUAGUUUCUUGUUCUUGUUUUAAUCUCCUUAAAAAAAAAUUUAUUUUCAAGAUUUUCUUGGAACAUAAAUAGAAGUUUGAAAUUUGUGCCUCAGAAUUAUCUGGGGCUUUUUAGCAAAUCUUGAUGCUAAAGUUACUAUUUCUAAUCUUUGAAAUUCAUGUCUACAAUUCUCACUGAACUCUUCCUUUCUGGUUUUAUGAUAAAUUCCACAUAUAGGCGCAGGACUCAUUUAGUGCAAUCUUUCUCAGUUGUUUUCCUCUAUUGGUUUUACUGCAUUUCAUAGUUAAUUUCCCAUAAAUAAGUAUU
Molecule: messenger RNA, 387 nt
Organism: Nicotiana tabacum (common tobacco)
Lineage: Eukaryota; Viridiplantae; Streptophyta; Magnoliopsida; Solanales; Solanaceae
Source: RefSeq, a predicted model, not a curated record